Molecule: messenger RNA, 1743 nt
Organism: Knipowitschia caucasica
Lineage: Eukaryota; Metazoa; Chordata; Actinopteri; Gobiiformes; Gobiidae
Source: the annotation of a GenBank genome assembly
AUGAAGGCUACACUCCUGACCCUGACCACACACACCUCUGUGUCCGCAGCGACUGGGCUCGGAACGAAGGCUGUGGAUCAGAGAGAGAGUGAGGAGGAUCAGAAAGAGAGUGAGGAGGAUCAGAAAGAGAGUGAGGAGGAUCAGAAAGAGAGUGAGGAGGAUCAGAAAGAGAGUGAGGAGGAUCAGAAAGAGAGUGAGGAGGAUCAGAAAGAGAGUGAGGAGGAUCAGAAAGAGAGUGAGGAGGAUCAGAAAGAGAGUGAGGAGGAUCAGAAAGAGAGUGAGGAGGAUCAGAAAGAGAGUGAGGCGGAUCAGAAAGAGAGUGAGGAGGAUCAGAAAGAGAGUGAGGAGGAUCAGAAAGAGAGUGAGGAGGAUCAGAAAGAGAGUGAGGAGGAUCAGAAAGAGAGUGAGGAGGAUCAGAAAGAGAGUGAGGAGGAUCAGAAAGAGAGUGAGGAGGAUCAGAAAGAGAGUGAGGAGGAUCAGAAAGAGAGUGAGGAGGAUCAGAAAGAGAGUGAGGAGGAUCAGAAAGAGAGUGAGGAGGAUCAGAAAGAGAGUGAGGAGGAUCAGAAAGAGAGUGAGGAGGAUCAGAAAGAGAGUGAGGCGGAUCAGAAAGAGAGUGAGGAGGAUCAGAAAGAGAGUGAGGAGGAUCAGAAAGAGAGUGAGGAGGAAAUCAGAUCAAAAGAGAGUGAGGAGGAUCAGAAAGAGAGUGAGGAGGAUCAGAAAGAGAGUGAGGAGGAUCAGAAAGAGAGUGAGGAGGAUCAGAAAGAGAGUGAGGAGGAUCAGAAAGAGAGUGAGGCGGAUCAGAAAGAGAGUGAGGAGGAUCAGAAAGAGAGUGAGGAGGAUCAGAAAGAGAGUGAGGAGGAUCAGAAAGAGAGUGAGGAGGAUCAGAAAGAGAGUGAGGAGGAUCAGAAAGAGAGUGAGGAGGAUCAGAAAGAGAGUGAGGAGGAUCAGAAAGAGAGUGAGGAGGAUCAGAAAGAGAGUGAGGAGGAUCAGAAAGAGAGUGAGGAGGAUCAGAAAGAGAGUGAGGAGGAUCAGAAAGAGAGUGAGGAGGAUCAGAAAGAGAGUGAGGAGGAUCAGAAAGAGAGUGAGGCGGAUCAGAAAGAGAGUGAGGAGGAUCAGAAAGAGAGUGAGGAGGAUCAGAAAGAGAGUGAGGAGGAUCAGAAAGAGAGUGAGGAGGAUCAGAAAGAGAGUGAGGAGGAUCAGAAAGAGAGUGAGGAGGAUCAGAAAGAGAGUGAGGAGGAUCAGAAAGAGAGUGAGGAGGAUCAGAAAGAGAGUGAGGAGGAUCAGAAAGAGAGUGAGGAGGAUCAGAAAGAGAGUGAGGAGGAUCAGAAAGAGAGUGAGGCGGAUCAGAAAGAGAGUCAGGAGGAUCAGAAAGAGAGUGAGGAGGAUCAGAAAGAGAGUGAGGAGGAUCAGAAAGAGAGUGAGGAGGAUCAGAAAGAGAGUGAGGAGGAUCAGAAAGAGAGUGAGGAGGAUCAGAAAGAGAGUGAGGAGGAUCAGAAAGAGAGUGAGGCGGAUCAGAAAGAGAGUCAGGAGGAUCAGAAAGAGAGUGAGGAGGAUCAGAAAGAGAGUGAGGAGGAUCAGAAAGAGAGUGAGGAGGAUCAGAAAGAGAGUGAGGCGGAUCAGAAAGAGAGUGAGGAGGAUCAGAAAGAGAGUGAGGCGGAUCAGAAAGAGAGUGAGGAGGAUCAGAAAGAGAGUGAGGCGGGUGUGAGCAGAGAGGAGGAAAUGCAGGUUUUCACACCGAGAUAA